This is a messenger RNA of Ogataea philodendri, 278 nucleotides long. RefSeq lists its product as uncharacterized. NCBI's taxonomy places the organism in Eukaryota, Fungi, Ascomycota, Pichiomycetes, Pichiales, Pichiaceae. The annotation marks the transcript as partial. The transcript has a single exon. The record is from RefSeq and is a predicted model, not a curated record.
CCAGCUUACCAAACUAUUACAAGAUGAGAUCAUUAGCUUACUUUAAGACAGGUGAUAUUCAUUUUACUGACAAGAUUGAUACUCCAAAGAUCAAUAAUGAUCAUGAAUUGAUGAUCGAUGUGGCAUGGUGUGGUAUUUGUGGUACCGACCUGCAUGAGUUCUUAGAAGGUCCAAUUUUCAUGCCAAAGGAUGGGGAUACACAUUAUCUUUCCGGACUUGAUCUACCGCUACCAAUGGGUCAUGAAAUGUCAUGUAUUGUGAAGGAAGUAGGUAAGGGU